Lytechinus variegatus (green sea urchin) is the source of this 7207-nucleotide messenger RNA. RefSeq names its product ubiquitin carboxyl-terminal hydrolase 38-like. The record is from RefSeq and is a predicted model, not a curated record. The coding region runs from base 169 to 3501 and encodes 1110 amino acids. Gene Ontology annotation, biological process: protein deubiquitination. Gene Ontology annotation, cellular component: nucleus; cytosol. Gene Ontology annotation, molecular function: cysteine-type endopeptidase activity; cysteine-type deubiquitinase activity. The transcript is spliced from 10 exons. NCBI's taxonomy places the organism in Eukaryota, Metazoa, Echinodermata, Echinoidea, Temnopleuroida, Toxopneustidae.
GCUAAUUUUAACUCAUUCUCUAACGUAUGUUCGCAAACUUCGCAUGCGAAAAAAAUUAUGGCGAUCGGGAAAAAGAUCGAAUGAAGAUAGAUAUUGAUGUCAUCUUGAACCUUCCUACCUAGCAACAAAGUCUGAUGUCUGUUUGAUUGUAUUGAACAUAGGCCAACCAUGGAUAAGAUUCUGCUCGGUAUCGCAGCAUCUACCCACCCAGAGGGGGUCAAGAAAGCCCUCUUCACAAAGAUGGUAUCCACGGCCUCAAAGCCUUUGAACAAGGAAGAGGUGACAACAAUCCUUCAGCUUUCCUCGUCUUGGGUCAUCGGUGAAGAGGAGUUCCUACAGGACAUGGGCCAACAGAUAUUUCAGGCCUGGGCAAAAUACAACCCAGCAACAUAUGAAGAUUUCUUCUGUCAUCAGUUCCUUAUAUCAUCAUUUGGUGAAUCAAUAAACAGCCCCCUCAUGUUGAUCCAGUUCAUAAGUGACUGUUUGAAGACCAUCCAACUCAAGCACGAAACGGCCACCAAGAUCAUUAGGACAGGCGUAGUCAGUCUCUGCCGGAGGUUCCCUGACAUGGCCAUCCAGGGUGAGAUCUGUCGGCUCCUGCGAGCCAACCAAGACUGCAUUCCGGAGAACGAUUUUGCUAUCACCCUUUGCCAGACCCUGAUAACCAACACCAGCAUCCUGGAGAUUCCCAUCGGUGAUGUGGAGCUUAAGACCUGCAUGGCCGCUGUUGGGAGCGUCGGACAUCUCCUGCGGCUAAUCUGGUCCACCAAGCCAACCACUAUCAUCCCGUCCCUCCAGCACGUCUUCAACACCAUCUCCACCUUCUCUGCCGAGGAGUCGCAGAACCCGUCAUUGGCCUUGGGUGCUCUGGUUCAGCACAUCCACAUGAAGGUGGUUGAGGCAGUCACGAAGAGCGCGGUCUCUGAUAUCUCCAUAACGGACGAAAGAAUGACUGUAGCCCUGCAGAGGAUGAUAGACUGGCUCUCCUGGCCGAGCGUUGUCAACAUUGAUCAAUGGAUAAUCACAUUCCUGACCAAUCUAGCCUCUGUUAACAAGUUUACCAUCCUCAUCAAAGUCACAAUGCUGACUGUCGAAACGAUGGUGUCACGGCUGUUUUUCCCCAUUGUCCGAGAUUGUGCCUUCAAUGUGUUUUCUCAUAUGCUCCUCAGCUUUCAACACUCUCCGGAUGCCUUUCAUAAGAUCCUAGGCCAGAUACCAGAGCUGAUGCAGAGACUGUAUGCUGAGGAUACGCCAUCCAGUCAAAGCUUCAGGUCAAAGGUCGCUGAUCUUGUGUAUUGCCUGAUGUAUCACCACGUAGGAUACCCAGAGCUCUAUGAUCCCCUCCUGGAAGCCCUCAAGGGUUUCCCCCGCCCCAGUGAAACGAGUAUGAUGGCCAGGCUGAAGCAGAGUGCCUGGACAUCACAGAAAGGUGGCCUUGGAACAGAAUUCUCUUCAAGGUUCGAGCCCCGCUCUGAUACGGGUAAAACAGGCUUGGUCAACCUGGGAAACACCUGCUACAUGAACAGUGUCAUACAAGCUUUAUACAUGUCAUCAAAGUUCUGCAGUGACAUAAUCACCUACCCACUCUUCAGCAGACAGAGUAUCAUGUAUAAUCUACAACUUUGCUUUGCAUUCUUGGCUCAUACUCAGAGGGCAGCAUACGCUCCGAGGGAGUUCCUGAGAGCGUCAAGACCCCCUUGGUUUGCUCCUGGCUCUCAGCAGGACUGUUCAGAGUUCCUCAAGUACCUGUUGGACCGACUGGAUGAGGAGGAGAAGGGAUGGAGAAAGAUGAUGAAGAACGCGGCAGCAUCCAUCACAUCGUCGCUUUCAUCCCCAUCCUCGUCCACAGCCUCUUCACCGAGACCUGAAGCACAUGAUCAGGAAUGUAUUGACAGAAGUGAUGUGCAAAUGGAAACAGAUACUGUCGAUUCCUCGUCCAGCUCACCCUCAUCUAGUGCAGGCCCACUAGCUUCUCUUUCUCUAUCAGGUUCCAUGAUGCCAUGUCAUCCAACUGAUAGUGCAUGUCUUUCAGUAGAUACUGCCUCCUGCAGCAGUAGUGGCAGCAUGGCCAAGGACUCUAGUAAAUCCUACAAUCAGACAAGAUCAUGGUCGUCACCAAAGAUGAAAAAAGAUGAUAUAUUACCAUCAAAGGAGAGCAUUGUAGAGAAACACUUUGGUGGACAGUCAGCAACGCACAUCCGGUGCUUGAAUUGUGGAACAGUGUCGAGUCGGAAGGAAACAUUUUUUGAUUUGCCACUUGGGUUUCCUGGAACAGAAGGAAGGGAAAAUUUACUUGGAGGACGUUGUGAUACCCCAGCUGAAGAAAGGCAGUCAGAGAAGUCGGAUUAUCCUGCCAUGGAAUUAGCUCAGGAUAGUCGGAGUGUUGUAGGUGCAAGUGCCAUAGCCGCUGCUGUUGGACCCGAUCUUCAUAGCGGUAGCAGAUCAACAAGUGAAGUGCAGAGUGUGGCAGGUUCCAGUUCUGAAGCCAACACCACAAAGACUUCGCUUGAAGACCUUCUGAGACAUUACUUCAGUCCAGAGCUCUUGGUAAAAGAUAACAGGUAUCAUUGUGACAAGUGCCAGAGCUUGCAGGAUGCUGAGAAGUCUCUGGAAAUUAUCAAUGCACCAGAGAUUCUGAUCAUCACACUCCUGCGCUUCUCCUACGAUGUCAAACUGCAGAGACGAUGUAAGAUCAUGGAGGAUGUUCGCUAUCCCAGAAUUCUCCAUCUGGAUGUGAAUCCUUGCGAUGGUGACUGCAGUGUGGACGGGAACCAUGGUGGACCAUGCACAAAGAGGACUCGACAGAAUAGUAUGGGUACUGCCCACUGUUCCACAGAGAGAGACUCUGACAGGACUGUUCAGUAUGUCCUCAGUACAGUGAUAGUUCACUCAGGGAUGUCAUCUGAAAGCGGACACUACUAUUGUUAUGCAUGUGACGAUGUUGAUGAUAUCCAGAGACAGCUUCUGAGGCAGAAAAAGAGCGAAAGGAACCCUGUUGAUGGUACCCAUCCGAAAACCAAUGAAAUGACCGAUGAAGAUCAUCUGCCCAAGAAAUGGUAUCUGUUUAAUGACAGUCGUGUUACUUCUUCCAGGUUUGACUCCUUUGGCAAGGUUACACAGCGUUUCCCACGAGACACAGCUUAUGUUCUGUUUUAUAGGAAGUGUGAUGAUGAAUAUGGGAGUGGUGACUCUAUUGAUUCGGUAAUGCAGAAAGCUGUGCCAUCAUCGUCGUCAUCUUCAUACAUGCCUUCCGUCUUGAAAGAGAAACAUUUGCGGAAAGAUCUCCAAGAUGCAAUCCAAAAAGACAAUCUUCAUUAUAUUCAGGAAAGAGAGAUUGAGGCCCGUGAAGCUGCUUUAAGAAAACAGCGGCCAGCCUCUACAGCGAAGCCGUUCUACUCCAGGAACUUUGACGAUAAGAACGACCCCCCUGGCGGGUGUGGUCUCGGCGGGGGAGGGGGUGGAGGAGGGCCAAGCCUCUCCUCCAAUAGGCUCGUCUUCUAAGGCUCGUUCAGAUACGAUGACGUAAAACUGCAGCAUUUGGUCACACAACCCUAACCAACCAUUUCAAAUUUUUAAUUGCAAUCCAACCUUAGAGGAUGUUGCAAGAUAUUAUUUUCAAUCAAUUGCCAAUUUCUGUUGCAAUUUUACAAUCUGUUAUCUGUAGCAAAUAUAAGUUUUAAACUCCUUGUUGCAAGAAGCAGACUGGCUAUUGAUUACAAGAUGUAAGGUUGAUUUGGGGAACCCAAACAAGAUAAAUUGUGCAAUUAAUCAUGAUUUUCUUGCAAUGCACCAUGGAGUAUACAUGUUAUUCAGUUUUAGACUUUUGGUUAUGCCUUAAUUCUGGUUUCAGAAUUGGUACACAGUAAAAUUCAAAUUGAAAACAAAAUUAAGGAAAAGCGGAAUAUGCAUUCACUCUUCAAAUUAAAUAAAGAUUCACCUAUUCCCCCUCUUGAAAAAUGAGUGCUGUAUUGAAUACAAUGCUAUCAUUAAUAUGUAAAAGUUUUUGUUGCAGUUUAGCACAUCAUAUCUGACCAAGUCUUAAGGUAACAGAGUAAGUGAAUAUUGCAUUGCAUUGAAGCAGGUAUUGUUAUUUCAGAUAUGUACUUAUUACUGGUCUAUACGGGUUAAUCCAUAAAGGCCUAUAUUUUUGCUAUUUAUACUGCUAUUUAUUCAGAAAUAUUUAAACGAAACUGUACAAAUGCAUUUACUUGGAAGAGAGAUAGAUGUGGCAAUUUUGAUCUUCUGAAAGAAUGAAAACUGUUUCAUGUGCGAAUUAGAAAAAGCUCUGGUUAGAAUAAUAAAUAGUUACCUUUUGUUAACUUUCGUUAACUCUUGCUAGAACAAAGAAUUUUUCACUGUCAAUGUAAUGAAUCUAUUAUUCAUCAUUUACAUCUAGAGAAGCUUGGGAAAGAAUGGGAAGAUUGCAAGAUCCCUGUACGACUACCCCACAGCCUCUAUUCCCUGUUCCUUAGGCUCCUUAAAAGCAAUCAUACGAUGCAUUAAGACCAUGUAUACACAUUAUGUCUCCCAAAUAUUACAAUGAAAUCAUGAAUAAUGGUAUCGUACAACACAUACUUCACCAAAGCAUUAAGUCUUAUUUCAAGGUCGGCUAUAAACAAUAUCCCUAUGAAACCUCGGUGAUGGAAUGUGUAGAGCCUUAUUUAUGUUCAAUUUUAGUUCAUUUUAUUUAUUUAAGAGCAAAAACAUCACAUAAUAAUCAAAAUAGACAUACAUACAAUGUAAUUGAGUACAUAAACACACAUCAAUUAGAUUAUGGCAUAGACUAAUUGGUUUAAGGACCCCUUUAAAAGCAAAGCUUGUGAGUGGGGCCCUGGAAUUCUUAUGAUUAUUAACAUAGAAUAUAUUGGAUGUACUAAUCUACAAAAUACCAAAAGAGAGAAAACUCAAGAACUAAAAUAUUUGCACGAGGUUCAACAUCUUGACUGUUGUAUUUUUUUCUUUUCCUCAAGAUCAGUCUUUGUCAGAUCAUCUAUAAAGUAGAAGCCUUCUUUCUUUAGGGCAACUCAUGCCUCCUUCAUAACCUGAAUUUUGUCUUCAUGAGAACAAGUUUUUACCACUAUAUGUCUGGGUUUUCCUCCUUUUCUCCCAACACGUCGAGCACUUUCUACCUUAAUUUUUUAGUCUGAACUUUGAUGAAAGAAUUUCUUCCACAGUCUUGAUACAAUCCUCAUCUUUGCCAUCCUCUACUUCAUCCAAUCCAACAACAUGAAAGUUGUCUUUCUUCGCUAUACGUUCAGCCAAGUUCGCCUCAACAUCUUGGCUAGCAGCCCUCUUUUGUAGCACUUGGUUUGGCUUCUCUAGCCUCUUGAGGCACUUCUCCAGGUCCAAGUUUUUCCUUUCUAAUUCAGUUAUCCUGUGACUCUCAAAUUCCAAGUUCUUCUGGACCUCAAUAUGCCAUUCAGCAUCGACUUGACAUCCUUUUCAAUUAUUUUCUUGAAAUUUUCCAUUGCAGCUUUAAGAUGGACUGUCAGCUGAGGUAAUGCCAAGUGGAGUGGUGGAGCAUGGUUAGCUGGGCCAGUAGAGACGGCAGCAUCACCUUCGAGCUCAUCGUUCAAGAUGUUAAAUCUUCCACUGGUCUCAAUCAUGGAUUUAUUAACAGAUUUAUCUCCUUUAUAAGACAUGUUGAUGAACAUGCUUAGUUCCAUGUUAACAAGGGUAGUAAGAACUAUACACGAAGAAUGAAAUAAACGAUGGAGAGAUGGUAUUAUUGGUGAUAGUGAAGUAGGAUUUAGGGAGAGAUCUUUAAACACUCUUAAAUUAGCUGUUCAAUCGUAUUUGGCCAUUGCAUAAGUCUUCUUCAUCACAGAUCUGACAUUGGUUUGUUCAAUGUUUCUUCCUAAUGGAAAAACUGAUAUUCAUGUUCCUGAAGAGGAGCCAUCAAGAAGUUGAUGAGCGUUCCCGUCUUUGCACCCACCACACUUGAGAAUCCGGCAUUGCCGAAGAAUCCAAUCCGGUCAGUAAGGACUGCCUUCGACCUUGUGUCUGGAUUAUGUUCUGUUCCAUUCACUGAUGAAAUUGUGCCCGUCAUACAGUUUCUCACAGAUGCUGCUGCAAUGUUGUUACCUUGAAAAGUGAGGCACAGCUGUCCCAUUUUAUCAAGAAGAUCUUGGUAGCACACCAAGUGUAGGAUGAAGUUGAUUGACUUUAUGAGUCCCAUAGACUCUCAUCUUUGCAGCAUCUGCAGUGCUGGCAUCCUUUCUCUGAUUUUAGCAAUAUUAAUUGUUCAAUGGUUAAAAUAAUUCAAGGUAUUUCUUUCUUUGCUCUUCAAGCAAAUCUGUGGUACCCAGUAAAAACCCUGUAUUACAUCUUGUAUGUAAGACAAAAUCAUCUAGUUCCCUGAGAAGUUAAGUAACACAAAGGCAGUAUUUUCAUCCAAGUUUUCUUGACACUGUUGCAUGUAGAUUACCUUGAGCUUUAGCACUUUAGUGAUGGGAGGUAUGUUUGUCCAUCUAGUCAACAAGUGAGGUGACAGAUUCCUCCAACAUAGACUGAUCAGACAUCAGGUCCAUUCUGUCAGUGUGUACCCACUGCUUUGUAGGAGAUUUCAUUGUCGUAAUAAUAUUCCCCACUCGGCAUCCUUGAUACAUGUAGAUGUCUGCUGAAAGCCUCUCUCCUGAGCAAUGCACACAUCUAUGUAACCUUCUUAUUGUUUUUCAUGUCACACACCAUUACUCCUACGUGAAAUUUGUAGUCAGAUGCAUUUUACUCGUGUGAGGUCAUAUGAGUUUCGCACUCUGAUGGUAGAUGCAUGCAUAAACUGCAUGGCUUCCACUAGCUGCCACAGAAAUGCACCACUUAGGUUGCAAUUUGAAGAAUAUAGUCUUGUCCAUGCUCAGAAUUGUGACUUCAUUUAAGGGUAGCUGUGCUCUUGGUUCACUACCUUAACAAAAACACCAUCAAUUAAAAUAACUGUAAUGGGAAUUUGCUUCCACUGUGUGUGCAGUAUGGUAAGCUCUUGCUUACAUUAAAGGGUACAGGGCCCUGUUGCAUAAAUGUUAUCAUUGCGGUAAUGGAUAUUAUAUAGUGGCGUUCAGUUAUGUGAUAAAAACAAAGCUCCAGAUAAAAAGGAAAUUUUGGAAAUCUAAAUAUUUCGUUUUAAGAUUAGAUUUUCUUUUCACCAAAAAGGGGUUUCUUUCACACUAACCCCCACCAAAUAGGUCACUGUCCCAGUGACUAUAUUAUAAUA